Cyclospora cayetanensis is the source of this 537-nucleotide messenger RNA. RefSeq lists its product as uncharacterized. The annotation marks the transcript as partial. The transcript has 4 exons. The record is from RefSeq and is a predicted model, not a curated record. Lineage: Eukaryota; Apicomplexa; Conoidasida; Eucoccidiorida; Eimeriidae.
AGAGCAGCAACAGCAGCGAGAGCAGCAGCAACAGCGAGAGCGGCAACACACACCUUCGCAAGACAACUGCCAGGGAAACACCCCGGCUGCCGCUCUGCAUCCACAGACUUUGGACGAGACAACUCGGAAAUUAACAACUGCAUCUGCUGCUGUCAAGUUGCUAAUGGCAUGCAACGCAUUGCACUGCCGCAAGAAAGCCCCUUGGCAGUCCUCGUUUGCGCUGGAGGUGUCUUUCUCCCCAAGUUGAUGGAGUUAGUGCAGCUGACGGCUGUUGCCGCCAGCGCUUUGCCACACGAUGUCGGCGGCAGCAACUCUGGCAGCAGUCACGGAGGGAGAGGACUGCCGAUCUACGGCUGUCUGAUUUGCGGGGAAAGUCGCUGCGCAUGCGCUGCAAAAGGAUCGCGUCUCCCGCUAGAGCUCGACUUAGGACCUCGUCUGCAGUUUCACUCCUGCAUCACCUGUGCUGUCAGCAAAGAAGAAGCGACGCAGACAAAUCCAGCGAAGCUGCUCUCCUGCGGUCAUGUCGUCUGCGCGUGA